This is a messenger RNA of Rasamsonia emersonii CBS 393.64, 348 nucleotides long. RefSeq lists its product as uncharacterized. The transcript has a single exon. The record is from RefSeq and is a predicted model, not a curated record. NCBI's taxonomy places the organism in Eukaryota, Fungi, Ascomycota, Eurotiomycetes, Eurotiales, Trichocomaceae. The annotation marks the transcript as partial.
UGGUAUGAAAUAUUUUUUUUUAAAUGCAAGGUAAUGAGGUUCUACCCCUCAAUUAUCACCUUCACAACCGGAACCCCAUUCUCAUCCACCCCCUUCCCUGCCAGGGCAAAGGCCCUCUCGCCCUGCCCCUCCUCUGCCAGCUUCACGCGGUGCGUCACCACCUUCUCCUCCACCCGCUUGAAGGUCUCGCUGGUUAGGAGGUUGAUGGCCGCCGGGUACGCGUGCCCGUCGUACCGGAAUACACCGACGAGGUCCACCUCGCGCAGGGCGGCGGCGCCCAGGGGCAGCGUCUGCACGGGCGUGCCCAUGCCGAUUUGCACGAGGACGCCGCCCGGUGCCGAGGCGUAG